This is a messenger RNA of Prorocentrum cordatum, 1431 nucleotides long. Lineage: Eukaryota; Dinophyceae; Prorocentrales; Prorocentraceae. The record is from the annotation of a GenBank genome assembly.
AUGGUCACCGCGGGGGCAUCCGAGGGCGAGGGUGGCGAUUGGUUCUCGGACACAGUAGAGUUCUGGAAGGCGCUGGACGUCUGGAACGUCCCCAUCGAGGAGGACGAUGCGCCAGAGGCAGUGGCUUUGAAAGAGCAGAACGAGAAGAUCGAGCAGAUGCAGAAGGAGCAGGACGAGAUCGUGGCCAAGAAGUCGUACAUGCGCGGCAAGUCGGACGAGGCGCUCGGGUCGGAGCUGAACAAGAUGCCAAUCCUGGUCUACGAGUAUUACAAGAUGAAGGCCGGCAGAGUACUCAGCAAUGACAGGGUCAAGGCAGGUCUUGUCAGCUUCUUGACCUACGCCAAUGUCAUCUUCAUUGGCGUGGUGCUGCGCAGCUUGCUGCCACGGCUCAUCACGGUGACGUCCUUUGAUGACUUGCUCGAACUCGCGGGCGAAAUCGGAAUACCCAGCAAGAGCAACAUGAUCUCGGGCCUGAAUUAUUUGCAGGAGUACGAGUUCGUGCCGAAGUUUCUCGUGUUUACGCUGUGUUUCAUAUUUGAGAAGCUGACCCUGAUCUCUGAGGUCUUGCCGAUCCAGGUUGGCCUGAAGACGAUAUCGCCGAUUCUGUUUGGAGGACUGGUUCCGGGAGCUCUGAUCUCCGCCACGUGCGAAACGAUCGGGGCGACGGUCAAUUUCCUCAUCGGCCGGCAGUUCAUCACCAACGGCCUACAGGAAUUCGAGAUCUUCGGCGACAAGAAGCUGAAGAAGAACGCCUGGUUCAACCGACUGGAGGCAGCAGCCGAGAAGGACAGCUUCAAGCUCGUGCUGCUGCUCAGACUCGCGCGCAUCGUGCCGCUCCCGUUCGACUUCCAGUGGUACAUCCUCGGCGCGCUCCCGGUCCGCCUCCCGGAGUUCGUGGUGGCGCACUGGCUCGGCUGCCUGAAGACGGCCUUCCUGGACGCCUCGAUAGGGCUGGUGCUGCUCACCACCGCGGGCGUCGAGCUGGCGCAGGGCGGGGCCUCGCAGAACGUGAUCUAUGCGGAGUCCGCCGGCUUCACGGUCGUCGCGAUCUUGGUGCAGACGUUCGCCACGGGCCUCGUGAAGGACAUCCUGGGCCUCGACGACAAGAAGGGCGGCGACCCGCCGGGCAGCGGCGGCGAGGCUGCACGGGCCGAAGACGAGGAGGCCGUGCGCACGGCAGCGGCUGCGGCGGAGGCCGCUGCGGGCGAGGCAAGAAAGCAGAAGGCCAAGGAGCGCAUACCGCUGCGGCCGCAGCAGGCGGGGAGCAGCGGCGGCGAGACUUCAGAGGCCGAAGGCGAGGGGGCCGCGCGCACGGCGGCAGCUGCGGCGGAGGCCGCCGCGGGCGAGGCGAGGAAGCAGAAGGCCAAGGAGCGCAUACCGCUGCGGACAGGAGAGGCUCCCGCGGGGGACACGGCCUCGCCGAUGUCUUGA